AAGGUACCCCUCUCCACAGAAAUGCUGCCAAGCCCAGGCUCAGAUCAUCUUGGAGCUACACUCAAGUCCUACCAUGUACCUCUACGUGUUCCUGGCUUGUGCACUCUGGGGAUCAGAAAACCAUUGCGCCUCCAUGAUGACAGCCAACGUGUCUGCCUACGACAACCACACUGCAGUAUGUGCUGAAAUUCAGAAAGAACUCUCGGCUGACAACAUUAUAUACAACGGUUCCUUCAAAAGGCCCCAGAAUACCAGUGAGGAGCCCUGCUAUGGGGAGUUUACGAAGGACUUCAUCUCCACCCUGAAGGAACUUACGAAAUCUAACGAGCAUGACCGUCACAUAAGAAAGGUUUAUAAGGACAUGAAAGAACUCACCAGAAUCUGCCCAAAGCUGAAACCAACAGAAUCACCCAAGAACUGUACUACUGAGGAAAGUAACUUCUCACAGUUCAAGGAAGCCUUACAGAGUGUUGUCAUAUCCAUAGAAGGAUGGAAAUCCUGUAAAAGCAUCAAGAGCAGCCUCUGAGACCCCAUCCUGUCACUGAAGCCUGGUUAGAGCUGCAAAAAAAUAGGAUUGGAGAAGUCUUGGGAACAAUUUAUAUCCGGGGUGGGGUGGGAGUUUGCUGGCCCUGGGGUGGCUGACGAGACUGUGGGCGGUUAAUGGCAGCAGGGGUGUGCCUGAGGAAAUAUUUCUGUAACUGAUACAAUAGCACCCAUUACUUCAAUAAAGCUGGCGAAUGUAAA
Ailuropoda melanoleuca (giant panda) is the source of this 744-nucleotide messenger RNA. RefSeq lists its product as uncharacterized. The record is from RefSeq and is a predicted model, not a curated record. Bases 74 to 526 code for a protein of 150 amino acids. The transcript has 4 exons. NCBI's taxonomy places the organism in Eukaryota, Metazoa, Chordata, Mammalia, Carnivora, Ursidae.